AGGCAACGUUUGAAUCCUAUAAAUACGAACGUCGAGUCGAAUCAGCUAUCAGUUGAAGAAAAUUGAGAAAUUCGCUUGCGGUUUGAAAGUUAUAUUCGUAAAUUUCGAUAAAACUCGGCAUCAUGUCGUUGUUUCCGUACGUGAUCCGUGAUUUCAUGAAAAUCUUGAACCAUCCGACAGUCUACGAUCAAUAUUUCGCGCUACGUCCUUCAGUAUUCCGUUUUAUGAACGUUCCUCUUCAAGUCACUCAUCAUAAUCAACGAGCUCAAAGAUGUCUUGAAACCGAGGACAGCCGAAUACCCAACAUUGAGGAAGACAAACACAACUUCAAAAUGAAUGUGGACGUGCAACAGUUCAAGCCAGAAGAAAUUUCAGUGAAGCUGUCAGGAGACAAUAUUGUGAUUGAAGGCAAGCACGAAGAACAACAGGACAAGCAAGGAUUCAUCUCUCGACACUUCUGUCACCGCUACAAAUUGCCAGAAAAUGUGGACAUUGAGAAGGUGCAAACAGAACUGUCAUCUGACGGAAUUCUAUCACUCAUCGCACCGAAAAUAAUCAGUGAAAUCGACAACAACGAGCGUCAUAUUCCCAUCAAACAUACCAAUCAGCCAGCUCUGAAGCAGAAGCCACAGGAGGAGAAGAUAAAGGCCUAACCAUCAACCUCACAAUCUGCAUUUAAUACCGGUAAUUCUUAUGUGAAUAAGAAAGUGUACACCAAAGCUAUAAUUCCUUCUUAACACUAGAAGCUGAAGACUGGAGUAUACUUUUAUUAAAAGACUGUUUAUUCAAGAAAUAAUAUUUCAUCAAUUUUUUGUAAAAUCAUUUCCUAGUCAAUAUCAAUUCAACAUGUAAAUUUAAUUUAAUGCUAACUUGUAAUCCAAUAAAAAUAGUGACAACAAGUA
This is a messenger RNA of Nilaparvata lugens (brown planthopper), 902 nucleotides long. RefSeq names its product alpha-crystallin A chain. The coding region runs from base 123 to 653 and encodes 176 amino acids. Gene Ontology annotation, molecular function: protein folding chaperone. Gene Ontology annotation, biological process: response to heat; protein refolding. The record is from RefSeq and is a predicted model, not a curated record. The transcript has a single exon. NCBI's taxonomy places the organism in Eukaryota, Metazoa, Arthropoda, Insecta, Hemiptera, Delphacidae.